This is a messenger RNA of Populus euphratica (Euphrates poplar), 1064 nucleotides long. RefSeq lists its product as uncharacterized. Gene Ontology annotation, biological process: defense response to other organism. The transcript has a single exon. The record is from RefSeq and is a predicted model, not a curated record. Bases 86 to 805 code for a protein of 239 amino acids. Gene Ontology annotation, cellular component: plasma membrane. Lineage: Eukaryota; Viridiplantae; Streptophyta; Magnoliopsida; Malpighiales; Salicaceae.
UGAGAAAGGAAAGGGCUUUUCUUUCUUCUCCUCCUUUCUUGUAUGGACUAUGCUCAUAGGGUUCAUCCAUCGACGUUAGGCAGCAAUGGGCACUGCUCCUGAAUACCGACCAAAUUAUGUUAAGCUAAAUUAUAAUAAUUCUUCGAGCGUAAGACCUCCUCCUCACAGGCGUAACAUUCCUAGGUACCAAUCAAACCAUCACCAUUCAGAUGGUGGUUGUUUAAAGUGUGUGUGCUGUUGCUUUUGCUUCUUGAUUGUUAUGAUCAUCCUUCUUGCUAGCGUUAUUGCCUUCAUUUACAUGACACUUAACCCCAAAAUGCCUGAAUAUAAUGUCGCGAGUUUCGAUGUCAAUGCUUUCAACAUGGCUCCAGAUUUUAGCCUCUAUACAGAAUUUGCCGUCACUGUGAAAGCUAACAAUCCUAACACAGACAUUUCUUUCACCUACGGCAAGGAAAGCUCUGUCGUUGUAGCCUAUUCAGACUCGACUCUUUGUUCGGGCAAGCUUCCUGCCUUUCACCAACCCGGCGUGAACACGACAAUGAUCCAAGUUGUUUUGAAAGGAAAAAGUGAGUUCGGUUCAGGACUUCAAGAAGUUCUUAUGGACAACAGGGAAACAGGAAAAAUCCCUUUGCUUGUAAUGGUAAACGCACCUGUUUCUGUGGUGCUUAAAAGUUUUCCAUUGAGAGAAGUUAUAGUUAAUGUCAACUGUUCUUUGGUUGUUGAUAACUUGUCACCCAACAAGAGAGUUCGGAUUUUAUCGAGUGAAUAUGCCUAUGCCGUUAAUGGUAUGAUGCUCCAAAUGUAACUGACUCACAUUUUUUCAUUUUCCUUCUUCAUUAACAUCUUCGAUUCCAGCUAGAAGGGAAAGGAAGAGCAGAAUGGGCUAAUAGCAUCCAUGCCAUUUGUCAUCUCUCAGAAAUGAAAUCAGAAGAGUUUUGUUCUGCACGCUAUAUUGUGUUGAUAACUGAUUAUAAAGCAAGUUUAUGUUAUGCAGUUUUAGCUUGUUCUGUGCGGGCUUUUGUUGGAAUUUAUUCUUAACUAUAUGCAUUUUGUCAGCAGUAUUG